Molecule: messenger RNA, 793 nt
Organism: Prorocentrum cordatum
Lineage: Eukaryota; Dinophyceae; Prorocentrales; Prorocentraceae
Source: the annotation of a GenBank genome assembly
AUGCGCCUUCCUACCUCAAGAGUGGGGUGGUUGUCCCUCCUCCCUCCUCUUCAGGGGGCGGGCGGGAGCCCAAAAAUAGCCACGCGCAGCGGUGUUUCUUGGAAUCCAGAUGCCAAGCUAUUUUACAGUGGCGACCCAUGCCAAGGGGCACCCUGCUUGCCUUCAGGGUGCCCUGGGUUUCUUGGGUGUCGAUGGUUCUGCUAUGGGAGGCGUGACGCUCCCACGCCAGAAAUCCAUGGACGUCCUGGGGUCUCAGGGCGGGGGUUCUUGUGGAAGGGUUCUUGUGGACUGGCCUCCACUGUAUGCGCCUUCCCACUUCAAGAGUCGAGCGCUUGUCCCACUUCCCUCCUCUUCAGGAAACGGGCGGAAGUCCAAUCUAUUUCCAACGCUUCCCUAUUUCAUGUUUCUAUAAUAUACAGAGAGAGAGAGAGAAAGAAAGAGAGAAAGACAAACGGAAAACACCACAAAAAAACACCACCAACACAUAGGAGCCUGCACUCCCCGAUCGUCGGCCCGCUGUACCGUCCGCCCUGGGUCGUCGGCGGCAUCCACAACCCCACGCUGGACCCCAUCAAGCACUUCAACACGCAGCACCGCUUCCACACGCUCACCGCCUGGGAGUGGGUCAAGUGCUUCUUCUGGGCCCUGAUGCCCGCGCGGCCCUUCGUUCUGAUGCCUCUCACCCCGUUCAUGCUCAUCCUGUCCGUGGGCUGCCUGGAGCAGCGCCGCGAGCCCAUGGAGAUCUUCAUGGACCGUGAGAAGUACUGGGAGAACGUCGACGACUACAUGUACG